Messenger RNA from Trichoderma citrinoviride, 1842 nucleotides. RefSeq lists its product as hypothetical. Gene Ontology annotation, molecular function: RNA binding. Bases 329 to 1837 code for a protein of 502 amino acids. Lineage: Eukaryota; Fungi; Ascomycota; Sordariomycetes; Hypocreales; Hypocreaceae. The record is from RefSeq and is a predicted model, not a curated record. The transcript is spliced from 6 exons.
CCUUAGUCAGCAGAUGCCCACGUAAGGUCCCUUAGCAAGGCUCUAGUAGUAGCGCUUCCCUUCCGCUCAGCUUUCCAAGGAGCAACUUAACUUCUUCCUCAACCUCUGCGCAACGACACCGAGCAUCUUUUCCAUCCUCCAUCAUUCCCUUCGGCAUCAAAACCAUCAGCUGUUCAUCCUCCACGAAGGUAUUCGCUCUCAUUGAGGCAAUUCUUCGGCCGCCGACUCCUACGUCUCGACGCUGCUAGCGGUCUCUACACAGUCGCGGUGUCGGUUAUUCUCGCCUCACUUCACCCUUCAGUCCAUCUCUUGCCACACGAUUGCCAUCAUGACGGAAGCCGAGAACUUCGAAGACGAUCUCUUCGCCGACCUCUACGAAGACAAUGAUGCAAAGCCUGCCGCGCCGGCCGCGAGUGCGGCCCAGAAUGCUGACACAAAAGUUCACGACCAGCCCGAACCAGCCGCUGCCCCUGCCUCCGCUGGUGAUGAGGACAACUCUGGCUACGAUGCCAUGAAUCAAGAUGCAGACGACGAUGAAGAUGAGGUUGACUUCAACCUGGGAGGCGGAGGUCCUUCAAACAACACCAAUCAGAAUUUGCAAGAUGACACGCCGGCGACUCCGCCGUACGGGACCGUUCACAAAGCCAGUGCCAAGGAAGAUGGAGCGAAAUCCCUGCGAGAUUACUUCUCACAAUUCGGAGAAGUCGUCGAGUGCACUGUGAUGAGGGACAGCAGCUCUGGUCGGUCCCGCGGCUUUGGCUUCUUGACUUUCAAGGACCCAAAGACAGUCAACAUUGUCAUGGUCAAGGAACAUUUUCUGGAUGGCAAGAUUAUUGAUCCCAAAAGAGCUAUUCCUCGUGACGAGCAAGAAAAGACGAGCAAGAUCUUCGUCGGAGGAGUUAGCCAGGACACCACCGACCAGGAAUUCAGAGAGUACUUUGCCCAGUUUGGUCGAGUCGUCGACGCCACAUUGAUGAUGGACAAGGACACCGGCCGGCCUCGUGGCUUCGGCUUCGUCACCUUUGAGAGCGAAGCGGGCGUGGACGCUUGUAUCAACGUGCCGCUUGAGAUCCAUGGGAAGCCUAUCGAGGUCAAGAAGGCCCAACCGAGAGGUAACCUACGAGAGGAAGAAGAAGCGGCCAAGCGAGGAAAGUUCCGAAAGGGCGACGACCAGUCUGCCCAGGGCGGCAUGGGUCAGCAGAUGGGCGGCAACAACUCGGCCAUGACGCCGCAGCUCAUGGCUCAAUACUUCCAACGCAUGCAGCAGUACUUUGCCAUGAUGCAGUCGCAGAUGGCCAUGUCACGCGGCAUGCCCAUGAACCCAGCCAUGUGGCAGCAGAUGCAGCAAAUGCAGCAGAUGCAACAGAUGAUGGGCCGCGGCGGCGGUCCCGGACAGAACAUGAUGGGCCAGAUGAAUCCUCAGAUGAUGCAGCAAAUGCAACAGAUGCAGCAGCAGAUGAUGGGCCAACAAGGAGGCCAGGGCAACGGCGACGGCGGCUACAACGGCUACGACCAGUACCAACAGCAAGCAUCUCAGGGUCCUCACGGUGGCCGACGGGGCGGCCGUGGAAACUACGGAGGCGGCGGAUACGGGAUGGGAGGAGGAGGCGGAGGAGCCCCCACGUCCUGGGAGGGCAUGUACGAUGAUGUGCCGCAACCGAAUGCCAACCAAGGGUCGUCUCGGCGCGGCGGAAGUGUCGGCCACGGAGGCUCGGAUUCCCAGCACUCUCCGCCAGCCAACGCUCCGACUGGGCCCAAGAAUGCCGGCAAGCCUGGCGCCAACUACCGCGGCGGAGGACGUGGCGGAAACAGGGGCUUCCACCCUUAUGCUCGAUGAAGCAA